AUGGAUCAGCUACGUUUCCGAUAUGGACGCCCGGAGCAACUGAUACGUAGCCAAUUGGAAAGCGUGCGAGAGGUGCAGCCGAUCCAAGAACACAAUAUAAUAAAGAUCGUGCCGUUUUGCAACACGGGUCAAAGCAAUCUCGCAGCGUUUUUACAGUCAAGCCCGAACGGGGAGCAGCACCUAGGAAAUCCUACAUUGAUGGAAGAGCUGAUCGCCAAGCUACCACUGAGCAAAAGGUUGGAUUGGGCCAGGCACGCCGCCGUAAUAGGCGACAGCAAGGAUCCUAAGCGUAGGGUAUUGCACGCCAGCACCAGUCAGAAGGAUCAGGAUCUAUUUGAAGAUCAUCCCAGGAGUUGCCCAAUUUGCGAGGGGCAACACACUAUCAAGGACUGUAAGGAUUUCAACCACGCUACUCCGACUGCCCGUAUGGAGAGCGAUCGCGGUCGCGUGGUACAUGCGGGCGCUGACAGGAGGAAGGUGGACAAGCAAGUACAUCAGCCAGAUGAUCUGGCCCAGAGAAGUCCACUUACGGCAUCUGCACAGACGCAGGAUUUAUGGCGCAAGCGGGACGAAGGCCGUCAGCCAAGUGACGGGAAUGGAUUGCCACAUCGUAACCUAAGUUGCGUCGAUCCGGAUGGAGGACACUUACUAUUCCGUAUUUUGCCCGUGACGCUGUACGGGGAGGAUACGCAGCUGGAUACCCUACGCGCUGUUCGACGAAGGAAUACCUAUGCAAAACAGGAGCUUCGGAGCAGGAGGACCUAUGCAGCCGCCACCAAGCUAGGAUGGGUGGUUUUUGGUCCUGUAAGAAGUCAGAUGAGUUCACCAAUGCAAAGAUCGUGCCUCCUACCCGUCCCACAGUAUGAUCAUCUCGAGAAGAUGGUCAGCGACUAUUUCGAAAUAGAGAAUUUCGGAGUGAAGCCGGCGCCACCAGUCGCAGCUAGUGGCGACGCACGGGCUUUGGGAAUCCUGAACGAGACGACUAGGCGAGUGGGCGAACGAUACCAAACUGGAUUGCUGUGGAAAGAUGAUAAAGUGAGCCUGCCUGACAGCUAUAACAUGGCACUCAAAAGACUUGUCGGCAUUGAAAGGAAGAUGAGACGGGAUGACAGCUUUGCACGGGCCUACAAGUCGAUCAUGGAGGACUACGUCAACAAGGGUUACGCACGACGCCUGGAGCAGCAGGAAGUGGCAGCCGAUAACCGGGACAAGAUCUGGUACCUGCCGCACUUCGGGGUCGAGAACCCAAACAAGCCCGGAAAGAUCCGUCUAGUCUUCGAUGCCGCAGCCAAAGUGGGCAAUACAUCUUUGAACUCAGUUCUACUCAAAGGCCCACAACAGUUCAAGUCCCUGCCAGCCGUGCUCUUCCAUUUCCGGGAAGGAGCAGUCGGGGUCUGCGCAGACAUAAAGGAGAUGUUUCAUCAGGUGCUGAUACAGCCCCAGGAUAGAUGCGCCCAGAGAUUCCUGUGGAGGAAUGGAGAUGACCGGCGAGAUCCAGAUCUGUUCGAAAUGGUUGUGAUGACGUUCGGAGCCGCUUGUUCGCCGUGCUCAGCGCAUCAUGUGAAGACCAUAAACGCUUCAAGAUACGCCCAAGCAGAUCCUCGCGCGGUUCAGGCCAUCAAUGAGUAUCACUAUGUAGAUGACUACGUGGAUAGUUUCUCGGACGAGAAAGAAGCUAUCGCUGUAUCAGAACGAGUAAGGAAAAUUCAUGCUGAGGCCGGUUUCGAUUUGUGCCGCUUCUCAUCAAGUUCGGAAAGUGUGGUCAAGGCUUUGAACCCACUAGGAUCCAAUAAGAACGUUGAAUGGAAUGAAGCGGAGGAGAAAAUAUUAGGCAUGUACUGGCACCCAGCGACGGAUGACUUUAAAUUCAGCGUAAAGUACCACAGGGUUCCCAGCAGCGUGAUGACCGGAGAACGUGCACCCACCAAGAGAGAAUUCCUAAGUCUGGUUAUGUCAACAUUUGACCCGAUAGGAUUCUUGAGCUGCUUCAUGGUAACCGCCAAACUAUUGAUGCGUGAGAUUUGGCGGAGAGGAGUUCAGUGGGACGAGCCGUUGCCGGAUGAGUUAGCCAAAGCGUUUGAGAGCUGGAGGCUGGAAAUGGAUUACGUGAGAGAUUUCCGCUGUCCACGCUACUACUUUGGCACGGGAUGCGUACGUGAACUGCAGCUACAUGUGUUUGUGGACUCCAGCCAAUCGGCGUUCGCAGCAGUUGCAUUCUGGAGGGCGACUUAUGACAACGAUGAUGUGCGGUCCUAUUUCGUGUGUUCCAAAACGAAAUGCGCCCCGAUGAAGACGAUGACGAUCCCGCGCCUGGAGCUCCAAGCAGCUGUAUUAGGAACCAGGCUGAUGGACACCGUAAGACGAGAGCACGACGUAUCGAUCAGCAGAUGCGUGCUAUGGACUGACUCUAAGACCGUGCUGCACUGGAUAAGCAGCACCCACCGGCGGUAUAAGCAGUUCGUUGGAAACCGGGUGGCGGAGAUCUUAGAGUCAACGGAGGUGUCUCAAUGGAGGUGGAUACCGUCUGCCGAAAACGUGGCAGAUGACGCGACGAGGCCACAGCGCCAUGUGGACCUCAGCCAAGGGGCAAGGUGGAUGAGCGGGCCAUCAUUUCUGCGGGAGUCGGAAGAACAGUGGCCCAAGCCAUCUCCAAGUGAUCGCGACAGUCCACACUCCGCAGAAGAAGAGAUGCCGUGUGAGUUUACACUGGUAAUUGCCAACGAGUUUAUAUUUUUGCAGAGAUUUUCGAAUUAUAAUCGAUUGGUCAGGACCACAGCGUGGAUCCUCAGGUUCAUACGACGGUGCCGUGGAUUGAGUGACGAGAGUGAGGCCUACGGUAUUACAGCUACUGAGUGCGCGGAGGCAGAACGGAAACUGAUCCAGCGCGCCCAGGCUGAUACGUUCGCAGAUGAAGUUCAAGGAAAGGCAGUGGCGAAAGGCAGUCAGUUACGAGGACUAUCCCCUUACGUCGACCACGAUGGAAUCAUACGAGCGCGUGGACGGAUUGAUGCCGCCGAAUGCGUCCCAUUCAACGCACGGCGCCCGAUCAUACUGUCGCACAAACACGCACUGGCAGAGAUGAUAGUUCGUCACUACCACAGGAAGAUGAAGCACCAGAAUCUAGACGCGACCAUAAGCGAGAUCCGGACCAGGUUCUGGAUAACCAAUUUAAGGAGAGUUUUACGGAGUGUUAUGGCAACCUGUAACUUAUGCAAACUCGGAGAGUACGACCAAUUCCGCCAUUGA
This is a messenger RNA of Drosophila eugracilis, 3246 nucleotides long. RefSeq lists its product as uncharacterized. Bases 1 to 3246 code for a protein of 1081 amino acids. The transcript has 4 exons. NCBI's taxonomy places the organism in Eukaryota, Metazoa, Arthropoda, Insecta, Diptera, Drosophilidae. The record is from RefSeq and is a predicted model, not a curated record.